AUGAAACGAUCGCACUUGGAAGCAACGGCAUCGGAUACGGAGGUGAAUGCGGAUGAUCAAGAUGAUGACGCCGGACCUUCCCGACCAGACUCGACCCACGAGCCCACUGCGCACGAGGAAGACCCUCGCAAACGGAUCAAGCUGGAUCGCGCCAAAGCCAAGAAGCAGCGCCAGAAGGAGAAUCGAAAGGCGGCCGCCGCUGCUGCCCUCGCUGGAGCUGCUGUAACAUGUGCUGCCAAUCCUCCAAUUCAAGUCGCUGCGACCAAGAUUAACCCCACCGAGUCCGAUGCGCGCGCAACUCUCGACGCAACAAGUCAAAACAAGACAGAUGGAACUGCCUUGACUGGCGAGAGUUCAUCGUCGCGCGUGGAACGCCGGCUGGGAUCGUCCGUGAGCGUGCCGCUGGACGAGAUUUGCUUCACGCAGAAGGACAUGUCGCCCCGAUUCAACGACACGCGUACAGUUCCUGAUCUAAUGCAAAGCUUUAUCGAUGGCUUGGGCGUGAUACCUGGCCGCGGCGGCAACGCAACUCCUGUUAUUGGCACCGCUGCUGCUCGUGGUGGUCGCAGUCCGUUCAGCGUGAUGCCCCGCAUCCGUGCGUUCACUCACCCUGGUGUCGUGCAGGAGCGAUGGUUUUCGUUGGACAACAGGCGACUUCGUGCAGCGGUGGACGCUUCCCAUGUUAUUCUAUUCCAGUAUAUCGAAGGCGAACUUAACAAGCGCGCUCUCUCGCCAGCGCAACUGCUUGCUGCUCAUGUGGCCGAGUCUCCAAGCAAUGCUGCUGCAUUUGAACUUCAGAUGCCUGGAAGCUCACCUCUUCCCCUACCACGGCUUCCACCCAUCUCAGUGGAGUAUUGCGACGUACAGCGUGAUGUCGAGGCCAAGAAAGAGUUUCACAAAAAGAACUCCAACACAGCCUGGAGCGUCGGAGGAGCGCCGCUCGGCUGCUUCAACAGCGCCAGCUCCUUUACCAAAAAGAGCACCAAUCGCGAAGAAAUACUGCAGCUUGGCAGCGCAAAUCUUUUCCUGAGGCGUGCCUCGCUUUAUAUAUCCUAA
Molecule: messenger RNA, 1056 nt
Organism: Capsaspora owczarzaki ATCC 30864
Lineage: Eukaryota; Filasterea; Ministeriida; Capsasporidae
Exons: 4
Coding region: 1-1056 (351 amino acids)
Source: RefSeq, a predicted model, not a curated record